Cheilinus undulatus (humphead wrasse) is the source of this 360-nucleotide messenger RNA. RefSeq names its product RNA polymerase II, I and III subunit K (gene polr2k). The coding region runs from base 96 to 272 and encodes 58 amino acids. The record is from RefSeq and is a predicted model, not a curated record. The transcript is spliced from 4 exons. Gene Ontology annotation, biological process: DNA-templated transcription. NCBI's taxonomy places the organism in Eukaryota, Metazoa, Chordata, Actinopteri, Labriformes, Labridae. Gene Ontology annotation, cellular component: RNA polymerase II, core complex; RNA polymerase III complex; RNA polymerase I complex. Gene Ontology annotation, molecular function: DNA-directed RNA polymerase activity; DNA binding; zinc ion binding.
GGGGUGGGUGAUGGUUGUACGCAUGCGCGCAGUAAGCGUGUGAUAGGAAAAGAAACAUAACUAGCUAACGCGUAGCUUGUUUUCACGAAACAAAAAUGGAUCCACAGAAAGAUCUUCAGCCACCCAAACAACAACCUAUGAUCUACAUAUGUGGAGAGUGUCACACGGAAAAUGAAAUUAAGGCCCGUGAUCCAAUCCGAUGCAGAGAGUGCGGCUACAGAAUCAUGUACAAGAAGAGAACAAAGAGAUUGGUGGUCUUUGAUGCUCGAUGAAGAGGAGGAGAGCAGCAGUUCUGAUAGUUUUUGUUGUUUGAUUUUUUUGUAGUAUAUAACUAUGUAAAUAAAAAGAUCUCCAGUCUUG